UACAGAUGCCAGUGUACUUCUGCACGCGCACAUUUAUCUUGUGAUUAUUUUGAAAUAUUUACGUCAAAACAUGGCCAAGAACAACAAAAAGAAGAUGUUUGCCCAGCGCCUAGUGUGCUCCCGCAUGAACUUCCUCUACCAGGCGGCCCACCUCAUGGCGGAGGACAGCCACAACACCCUCGGCGCGUACUACGGGAAGCUCUGCCGGAAUGUGGGCACCAAGGCCAUGAUGCACAUGGCUCCGGCGCUGAAGCGUACUCUGUGCAAGCGCUGCUCCCUGCCCCUCAUUCCCGGAGUCAACACGAGCCUGUCGGUGCCACAGGCGAAGGAGCAAACAGCAGCGCCAAAGACGGGCAAGAAGCGCCAUCGCCGGCAACGUAGCAAGAAGCAAGCGGGCCAAAAGACCGAAACACAGCCAAAGGCAAGCACCGUGGACGAGCACACGCUGCUGCAGAUGGAGUGCGCUCUCUGCCAGGGCCGUCGAUGCUUUGUUGUGGACAGCCAGCGAGAGUGCUGGCUCGAGCAGCCGCAGGCCCUGGUCGAGGUGCUCGACAUAGAAGCGGACGAAGGGGAGGGCCAACAGACACAGGCACAAGCACAGUGAUAAGAGCAGACCACU
Messenger RNA from Drosophila guanche, 619 nucleotides. It is a transcript of the gene Rpp21, whose product is annotated as ribonuclease P protein subunit p21. Gene Ontology annotation, biological process: tRNA processing. The transcript has 2 exons. The record is from RefSeq and is a predicted model, not a curated record. Bases 71 to 604 code for a protein of 177 amino acids. Lineage: Eukaryota; Metazoa; Arthropoda; Insecta; Diptera; Drosophilidae. Gene Ontology annotation, cellular component: nucleolar ribonuclease P complex.